Molecule: messenger RNA, 16829 nt
Organism: Aedes albopictus (Asian tiger mosquito)
Lineage: Eukaryota; Metazoa; Arthropoda; Insecta; Diptera; Culicidae
Gene: RhoGAP19D
Exons: 18
Coding region: 2311-9411 (2366 amino acids)
Biological process (GO): signal transduction
Molecular function (GO): protein binding
Source: RefSeq, a predicted model, not a curated record
CUCGCUGUCAUGCAUGCAGUCAGUUUCCGACCAACCGACCAGGCAGCAGCAGCGCGUACUCGGUGAAACCGCCGCGGCACUCGAGAACUGCGACGACGACGACAACGACCCCCGAAACAAAACGGACAAAAAGAAGACUGUUGUGUGUGCACCGCUGGAAACGGACAGCUUAUUUCGAGAAGGGAUUUUUUUUUCACGAGAAGAUUGGUGUGAUUUUGAUUGCGUUUGUGAACAUCGGAACGGAAAUUCUAGUGAGUGCGGGGUUUGGAUUGAUCUGGGGGAAACAAUAGUGCGUGUAGUUUUUCGAUUCCAAGUUUCUGGUGUCGCGUUCUUUGGCCAAACCGAAGAGAAAGAAAGAAGACGGGACUGUGCGCUAGUGUGAGUGUCCGACCGAAGACGAAUGCGUCGUCCCGUCCCGUGUAGUAAACCAGAUGAAAAGUGUUGUCGAUUUUUGGAUUACUGAAUAAGAUUUUCCCUGGGAAGAAUUUGGAUAAUCAGGAUAGUGUUCCGGCGUGGGUGAAGUAGCGAUUUUUCUACGAAUUUUUGGCACGAAACGACAUUAUUUUGGUGUGCAUGUGCCUCGUCCCUGAACAAGAACUCGAUUGGAGAAAAGUUGUGAAGUUGAAGAAUGAUUCAAAACAUAAGAAAACCGAAGUGAAGUGAUCGCGGAGUCAAAGAACCAGUGUGUUAUGCUACUUGAGAUCAGAGACAACGGGGCGCAAGAAGUGUACAAGUGUGAGUGUUUGUGUCUGCGGCGGCAAGCAAGAAGCAAGAAUCCAAGAGUAAAAGGCCACUGCUUCAUCAUCAGCAGUAGCAGUCAGCACCAGCAGUAAGGAAAUUUUCAUUUUUCCCCAAAAAUCGCGACUCGUUUUCCACACUAUAGUUUGCUGCUGGUUGGCUCGCGCGCGAGUAGUAGGCUAUUUUUGGUUCCAAGGAAAAUAAUUUGUGUUCCGUGUGCGAAUUUUGCGGCUGUUUUCCACCGCCACACCAUAUUAAUACCUACAACCGUGUGUGAUGAUCAUCAGUUCAAGGUGAAAGAAGGAAGGAAGGAAGGAAGCAGCAGCGCUGUUGCUUACUGCUGCUGCUGUGCAAACUCUUCGGCCGCCGUAGGUAUAGAGGAGGCUGUGUCUUGUGUUCGGUGGAGAAGAAUACGCUAGAUUUUUUUUAUUGUGUUGUUUCAUUACAUCCAAGCAACCCCAUCCCCGUUGUGAUCAUAACAAAAACAAAGAAGAAAACGACGACGACGACGACUACGAUCCAGGUUGGUUCCAGAGCAGACACAGUACACUACUACCAGCGAAGGAAAUCAUCCAAGUAGUCGUCGUGGAGGAAAGGUGUGCUCAACGCUUGCUUUGGGCUGGAUCGCAGUGGCGAAGUGGCGAGAGCUAAGAAAGCCUCCGAAGAAAUAAAAAGCGAAACGCGUUCGUUCAAGAGUUCGGGUCUUCCCCAAGAAGAGGCCCCAUCACUACAACUGGUGCAUAGAAUAGUUUUGUUGGAAGCGACAUACACCGAGGGGAACCAGGGGAAUAGUGUAGUGAGGGAAGGCCGGUUGGAAGAAAGAAGAGCCCACAGUCAGGAAAUAACAAUUUAAUUGUUCUGGGAGAUCGGGUUGAUGGGUCUCCUCGAGCACUGCCGGAGCUACAGCUGUGAUCUGUUAUAGUAGGGGAAAAAGCGAGGUGGAAAACGAACCACCGGAGGAGAGCCUCGUCGAUUGGAAUUUGGCUGACUGUGGACUGACUGUCCGGCUCGAAUCGAUUUUGGCUGUAGUGCGGUGCAGAUUGACGCGGUACCGAGGGAACGAGAACUAUUCAAGGCGGCGUGUUUUCGUCCGUGGACUGAGACGUCUUGUUACAACGUUGAACGACAGGCCAGGAGGAGGAAGCCCGUUUUCCUUAUUUGGUAGAAAAAGAAUCGUUGGAAACGGUGGUUGUCGCAGCAAUCCAUGAGGUGGUAACCUUGCCAACGACAACGCGACAGAGAUAAGACAGAUCGAAGGAGGCGGCAGCAGAGAACACCCUCACUUCAGGCGAAAUCUCGUUCGACGCGUACACGCAGAGCAAAAUAUGACGACGACGACGGUUCGACGGCUUCGGGUGCCCUUGCCUUCGGGAACGGCCUCUCGGUGAUGAAUCACGGCCCCAAACUGGACCCUUCGCCUGCGCGCGUUAUACAAUGUAGCCGCCGGUUUCGGGAUUAAUCCCCAGCGCGCGUGCGCUCGUUACGUUUUUAUUACGUAAUUGCCCGUGACUCUGUGAUCUCUGUGCAAUCGCCUUUGUUAUACCGGAAGUAGCCCGCCCGUCGUUCUGAACCAUGGCCGAGAUGGACCCGCCCGGUGGGCCUCCAAUGCCGUCGGUAAGGACCUCCUCGCUGCCGGCACCUCCUCCGGUUCCACAACCGAGGAGCAUCACGGCCCAGGCAGUAGUGCAUCAACAAGCCCCAUCGCAGCAACCUCAGCUUCCACCGCAGCAGCAACAGCAGCAUCUUCAACCUCAAGUGAUCAUAGCAACCGGCGGCAGCGGCAUCGUUCCCCAGCAACCACCAUCUAGCAAUCAGAUCUUCAAUCCCUCCAACCCGACAGCGACAGGCGUGAAUCUCCCAGGCAACGCAGCCGUUCCGACUGGCCUACUGAGCGGACCGCGGAUUGUCGUUCUUCAUCGGCACAAUGGCGACUUUGGUUUCACGCUGCGGCACUUUAUCGUCUAUCCACCGCCGGAAGCAACUUCGGACCCCAAUACCGAUCGCCUAGCGGCCGCAGCCGGGAUGCCCAACUUUGCCCAACCGAUGGAUACGGUGUUCGUGAAAAAGGUGCACCCGAACUCGCCGGCUUUCCUGGCCGGUCUGCAGGAAGGGGACCGGCUGCUGGAGGUUAAUGGGCUGUCGGUGGCUCGGCUACCCUAUGCCCAGGUGGUCGCCACCAUUCAGCAGACGCCGAAGACGUUGACGCUGCAGGUGGUGCCGAAAAAUUACGAUCUGCUGCAGACGUACUUCAGCGAAACGGCCUACAACCCGGAAACGAACCAACGACCCCAACCGCAGCAGCUGUUCAUUCCAAAGGCGUCCUCGACGCCCAACUCGCGGUCCAGCAUCGCAAGCGGAGGAGGCAGCGGUGGCCCCGGUGUCCCCAACGUCGGCGUGAAGCGAGCACUAACGGACCAGGAGAAGCAGGAAUCACUCUACAGCACGCUGCAGGAGAUUGUCGAGAAUGCCGCCGCCAACAAAGCGAUCUACGCCGAGGUCCCGAAGAUCCGGUCGCCUCCGAUGGCGGCCGAAGCGCCCCAGCAAGUUCCGCAGCAACCUGCGCGUUCUGCCGCCGCCAAGCCGCUGGUGUUCGACUUCGAUCCCGUCAAGCAGCAGCACUUCCUGGCGCAGCAGCAGCAGCAGCAGAAGUUCCUGCAACACAGUAAGGACAGCGAUUCCAUAAGUUCGUACGAUUCGGUAAAAUCCGCCGCCACCCUUUCGGCCAACGAUGUCCAACUGAUGGGUGGCGGCGACAGUGCAAUAAUGUCCCGGCUGCGGAAGAGCUUCGAACAGAAGGAGGAAUUCCUGAGGCGACCGGCACCGGCCCCAAGUUCAGUGCCCGUGCCUUCUCAAUCCGGCGUCGUGGCUGCUCCGUUCGACGUCCAGCAGCGGGAGUUCUACGGUCGGCCCAAUCGGUUACAGAAAUCCGUGUGGCCACCGCCUCCUGUACAGCAGCAGCAACCUCCCCCCUCCAUAACUACCAUGCCUGUGAUAACCUCCAAUAACGACCACCACCACCUUCAAGAUUCCUUAGCCACCAAACCAUCGAAAAUGUCCUCCGGGACGCAAACGGCGGUGCCCUCGAAGCCGGUUCCGACGGCCACCGGCACCAAUUUGGCGACGGUCCGCGAGCAACAUUCGUCCCACCUAUCGGCCAUCCGGGAGCAGUUCUUCAGCGGAAUCAACGGCCUAGCCUUCGCGGACGGACCUCCCAAGUCCGCUCCUCCUUCGCUGGCCCUUCAGCGGGAACAACAGCAGCAGCUGAGCGGAUCGCAAUCGGCCCUUCCGCUGUCGCCGCACAGUAUGCACGUCGUAUCGGAAAAAGCCAAACUGUUCGAGCUGGGACGGCCCCUCUCUCCGGAUGGCGUCGAUCGCGCCGAGCUGUAUAAGAGCGAACUGAGCCGGAUCAACACCAAACAGGUGGUGGCCAACGUGGCCGUCCGGCGGAAAGAGUUCGAACUGAAGGCGGAGAGCACCGGCUGGCGACGGUCGACAGAAGAAAAACCUCGCUCGGUUAGCUCGGAUUCCGACUCCCGUCGGACACCGAUCCGGGUGCGAUCCCUCUCUGUCGAAUCAACCCACACCAAGGAUCUCUCCACGGCGGCUGCUGCGGCAGCGGCAGCGACCACAAGUGGCAGCAGUGACGAUCAGCAGCUCACCAUCACCAAGGAUCCGGCAUCUGGACCAAGUCCGGGAGUUUGUACCCUACUCCGACAGCGACCGGUUCGCGAGAACUCCUACCGCAAUGCAGUCCGUAACUCGACAGCAUUUUGGUUACAAGGACCGGCCACAUCCGGAGCAUUCGUACCGCCACCAUCAGCACUACUGGUCAGUCCCCCGUCCUCGGCACCUCCCAUCCAAUCCCACGCCUCGUUCCCCUUCUCCCCAUCCUCCCUGCAACCCCCGUCCCUGACGCCGAUUCCUCCCGCUCGUACCUACGCGGCCGCGCACCACCGGCUGCAUCCGCUCUCCGAGGAGCAGUUCAAGCUGCGCAUGCUCCACCGCAACCAGACCAUCGUCGAGGUUCACAGCCAACCACCAGCGGCGGCACAGCUGCAGACGGAUGACUCCGGUGCCAUCAGCACCAGCAGUUCCGACGAGGGUGGCGGAGGAAUGGUGGUGGUUGGACGAGUAGCGGCCGCCGGUGGUGCCGGUGCCGACAGCGACGUGGACAUGAAGCCGAUUUCCUUCGCGAAGAUCCAGACCGCAGUGAAGUCACCUCCGCCCACUUCCUCCGGUGCUCCUUCCGCGGCGGUGGCAACACCGACGACGACAGCGGCUGUUCGACCAACUACGUUGAAUUUGUGUUCAGACUCCGGCCAGGUCGUUCUGCGCCAGAAGAACCAUCAUCACCACCACCAUCAACCGCUCAAUUCGUCGGCCCUGACCAUCGAGGAGGACGAGCGGAAAACCCGCCGGAUAUCGUACCUGCGGGCGACGGCCCACGAAAACCUGUUCCAGAUGAUGAUGGACGGAAGCGAUCCGUCGGAUAGUAGUCCGAUGUCGCUGCCGCCGGAUACGCCCGAUACGGAACCGGAGGCGAAUGUCGGGGAUGUUGGCGGAGUGCUCGCCCAGCAGCCACAACAGCAUCAGCAACUCCAGUUAUCGAAUCUGCAGACGCAGCAACCGGCGUUGAGUUCCGUUGCUUCGCAACCGCAGCAGCUGAAAAGCGCGUAUCGUCCCUGGCGACGUCCGCGACUGACCACCGACAUCCAACCGCUGCGGAGAUUGUUCGAUGAGUCAGCCCCGGUGAUAAAUUUACCACCGAUUCUCGAACAGCAGCAACAACCCCAGCCGUCAUCGGAACCGACGACCCCCACAACGCCGACCAACACUGAAGCGGGAUCGGUGCUGGAUUUGUCCAAGCUUGGGGCCGGAAGUAGCGAUGGGGAGGAUGGAGGGAUGUCACCUCCACCGCGGCUCCUCGGACUUCAGAAGCAGAAGCGAUCUUCUUCGCUGACGACGGCGAUGCUUAGCAGUCAGCUGGGCGGGAGCAGCAUGGGCAAUUUGCACGUGAUUACAACGACGUCGGCUUCAGGGGUCGUCACCAGAAGUUACUUCUUUGCUCAGAGCCACAGUGCCAAAUCGAAAGCGCUGGCACACUUCCGGGACUCGCCGGCGGACCCCUCGGUGCCGGUGCUGCGCGAGGGCGAACUCAACAUCAAGGUGACGCUGAUCGACGGGAAGCGCUCACAGGAUCGCAGCUGGCGGACGGUGCACGCCGAGUUGCGCGGCAACCGGUUGCGGUUGACGUUGCUACGGGACACCGGCAAGGCGUCCAGUCAGAGCCCCGAACCGUCCGGGAUAAUCGAUCUCACCAACUUUCACGUGGCCGAGGGCAACUACACCAAGCGGAAGAACGUUUUCAAGCUGACCACAGUCAACUACCCGAAUCCGCACCAACAACAGCAGCACGGCCAGCAUCAGCAGCACUAUCCGUUCGGCCUGAUGGGCACCGGACCAACAUCGGCCCAAUCGCACCAGCAUCUGGCGCUGCACCAUACGCAGUCGGCCGGAGGAGGGCUGGGUUCGAUGGGACCAUCUUCGGGGUCCUCCUCGUUGUACAAGGGCUACGAGCGGGAACUGCUGCUGCAAGCGGACUCGCACAACGAUAUGCGCCUGUGGAUGGACUCGCUGCGGACCGUCUGCCGGAGCAGUCAGUACCUGAAUAGUAGUGACUACAUCAACAACCUGGGAGGUCAGCAGGCGGAACCGCAACGGGUGGCCGCCCUAACCAGUGUGCAAUCGACGAGUAACGACGAAUUUUCUCCGGUUCUUUCGGCGAAAUCGCACCGUAAGUAUGCUUUGGGGUCGAGGUCACCGUCGGGUCAGUCGCCGGUCACCAAGAGCCGGAAGACGCCGCAGCAGAGUUCGGUGGCCGUCCUAACUCCGGCGGCCGUGUCCAGCAGCAAUCAAUCUCACAGCGGAAAGGAGAGUUCCGACAAGGAAACCGGUUCGCCCAAGUCCAAAACCUGGAAGGGCAUCGUGGCUCGCCAGUUCCGGAAGAUGCAGGGACAACCUGGAUCUCCGGGUGCUCAAAACGCGGAGAUGCUCCUACCGGAUGGAGCAUCCAUCAACGUUCCCCUACAGUUGUGUCCUCCGUCGGACGAGAACCCGUACGUCCCACUACUGCUAGCCAAGUGCACCAACAUUGUCGAAUCCAAGGGUCUCGGGGUGAUCGGAAUCUACCGGAUACCGGGCAACACGGCGGCCAUAACCCAACUCACCGAACAGGUUAACCGGGGUAUGGACGAAGUGACCCUCCGUGAUCCCAAGUGGGACGACGUCAACGUGGUGUCCUCGCUGCUCAAAUCCUUUAUCCGAAAUCUCCCGGAACCGUUGCUCCCGAACGAAAUGUACCAUAGCUUUAUCAACGCCGACAAACUGACCGGCCAGCAAAGACUGAUCGAGCUGAGGCAGCUCCUCCAUCGGAUCCCGGCGUACAACUACGAAACGCUGAAGCACCUGAUGCGCCACCUGAACGUCGUGUCGACGAACGCCCAGGUCAACCUGAUGGACCCCCGGAACCUGGCGAUCGUGUUCGGGCCAUCGGUGGUCCGCUCGGCGAACGAGUCGCUCGAGACGGCCGUCAAGGACAUGAAACACCAGUGCCAGAUCGUCGAGGUGCUCAUCAAUCAUUAUUCCUACUUCUUCGAAGACGAUCUAUUGCCGAGUGUGGUGGAGAAACCGUCGACGACCACCGUCGAUUGCGGCUUGGACGUGCCGUCAGCGUCGCUGUUGUUGGAUAAUGUUUCUAAAAUUGAACCCUUCAAAGAAUCAUCCAAGGAGAGUAGCUCCCACUUUGUGGCUCAGAUCGUACAGGCGGCCAAUAGAAAGAUUCGAAGAACGGCACAGCGCAAGAGCACCAUGUCCUCGACGACACCGGACACCCUCUCACUAGACAGUACAACGUCAGCGGAAUCGAAGGAACAAUCCUCUCGAUCAUCAUCCCAGCAGCACCACCACCAUCGGUAUCUCCAUCCGAGCAGCGCAGCUGGUCUCGUUUCCGGUGCCGCGGGCGACAACCGUUUGUCUUCGCCGCCGGAUCCGGCGGCCAGCCCGGGCGUACACUCCGACGACAGUCAAAAGGAGAAUCAACUGCUGGUUCAUCAGCAGCAGCAGCACUACUAUCAUCAUCGUCAUCAACAACAACAGCAGCAGCAACAGCACCAUUUCUAUCACAAUCUUCGCGGAGAACCCGGUGGAGUCGUAGGAGGCGGGAAUCGGCACCACAGCACCACCAGCCAGAGCAACGACGACAACUCAUCAGUAUUAAACCGAUCGUCCGAGGACGACUCGAACGACAGCGCAUUUGCCGAUAAUGGUUCGAUGUCCCUGAAGACGAUCACGAUCACGCUGGACAACAAGCUCCGUUCGUUGCGCAAUUCCUCCAUCGACGACUCCGAUCGGGACGUGGUGGAUACGAUGCUGGAAAGUGACAACAGUAGCAGCUGCUACAGUGCCAGUGGUGGUACCGGCGGUGCAGGCCCUCUCGGAGGAGGAACCAAUUCGACACCUACGCGCCGUUCGGUGCACCAUUCGCGCCCUCUCACGCUCGGUGAAAACAUUCCAUAUGCGGACGAAUCACCGGAACGGCCGUUGAUUCAGACGCGGGCCAAGCCGCUGCGGCAGCAGCAUAACAACAACAAUAAUAAUGGAAACUUCCCGAAGGCGGCGGUGGACAGUUCGAGCAACAGCAAUCUGGUCAACAACAACAACAACACCAGCUACGGCAGUGCUGGCAACGCGGACGAUUCCGUCAAGUCGGCCCAAUCUCAAAAGUCCAUCGACAGUGGCGGGACGACCACAAAUUCGAACGACAGCUGCGUCACGUUGGUCAACGAGGACGAUGACGAAGAUGACAAGGUGAACAACAUCUCGAUCAGUUCCGAUGAUACGGACACGUCCACAACAAGCAACCCCCGAGAAAAACUAACGUCCACCUACCGGAUCGAUACCGAGGUGCUGAAAAAGAUGAACCGCAUUCUGACCAACCUGGAACGGAAGGCCAACAAUCUGGAGCGGAAGUUCAACCUGAACCGGUCGCUAUCCCUCAACUACAAGAACCACAAGAAUCUGGAGUGCUGUUGUGGGCACGCGGUUCCGGCGGCGCCCGGAGCCGUGAUCCCGUGCUGUCACAACAACAACAACCUGCACGGCCACCAGAACCAGAACAACAACAGCAUCAGCAGUGGUGGCGGCAGCGUGAUGAGCAUGAACGGCGGUCUGAACCUGCGGUCGCGCCUCAUGCUGACCAAGGACGAGAAGACGGACAAGAACAUCAACCGGCGGAGGCAGAUUCACGACGUGAGUCAAACGGUGCCGAUGGGCGGUGAGGCCGCCGCCGGAACGUGCUGUGGGGCGGCGACUACCGGACCGCAGAUUAUCCUGACUCCGUCGGCGGCGGUGAAUCCUCCGACGGGUGGUCGAACCCGGAGGCAGAUGGGGAACCGGUCGAUCCGGAGGAGACACACCGUCGGGGGAACGCACGAUUAUGGGGCGACGACGGUGGUCAGCAAACAUGGCGCGGUUGGGCAUAAUGGGUGUCCGCAGCAGCACCAGCAUCAGCAUCAAGGGAUGGCGGCCAGAGUGAUAGGGGCUUGUGGGGUGGGGCCGGUUGUGCCGCAGCAGGGGGUUUGUGGAGGUGACGAGAAGGAGACUCGAUGUGACUGAGCGGGACGGAGCUAGGGAUGUCACGGUGGUUGGAUAAGUCGAUUAACUGCGUGACAUCUCUACCGACGGAACCGGCGACGUUCGAUUGGUUUUCUUUGAAAAGGAUUUGUAUUUUUUGUGCACUUAGAUGAACGUUUUUUUUGGGUAGGAAGAAGAUAUGAUAUUCCUACAAGGUUUGUCGAUUUCAAAGUUUAUUCGAAGGUCUACUGUUAGUACCUUAAAUUGUUUGUAAUUUUUGUCAGUUGUAUCGAGAAAACUGUGGGUUGGCGUUGUUUAUUCAAUUCUUUCGUGGUACAACAUAUUAUAUCAUUCAUAUUUAUUAGUAGUAGUUACAUUACAGAACGUCGAUUUGGAACCUUGUCACACGAUUUAUAGUUCUUUCAAUAAACGUUAGUUCGAUUUCUUUUGAAUGUCAUUCUUGAGCAUUUCAAUGACUUCGUUUUUAAGUGUUUCUUGGGAGUCACCUAUUAUUUCCUUUUUGGAGCCACCAUUAUAUCUUUUUGAAAAGGUCUCUUCAAUUCGGGUUCAAGGGCCGUCCUAAUUAAUCUUAGAAUUCAUUCUUUUGCUCCUUAGGGACAAACCACAUAACGCUUUGGAGCCACCCUCAAGAAUUCUUGAGGACUACACUAAAAUCUCCAAGGGGUCACCUGGUUGUCUCGCAAAGGCCACCGUAUUGUCUCUUAGAGACCUCCAUGAGGUACGUCUUAAUGUCUCUUACAGGAACUACCUAUCUCGUUGAGGUCACCGUAAUGCGUCUCGACGGUGCUCUAAAGUGUCUUGGAAAUGUCUCUUAGAGGGCUCUUCAAUAUGACAUUAUGGGACUUCCUCUUUGGAGCCACUCUAGAUAUUACUAAGGGCUUAUCAAAUGCCCCUCAGUAGCCACCUCAACGUCGAUUGGAUGUCAUUCCAAUGCCAAUUUACAGGCCAUGCAAAUGUCCCUAAAGAUGCCUCCCCAAUAUCAUUUUGAGUGGCCUUUGGAAACCAUUCCAAAAUGCUUUGAGGGUCAUCUUAAUGUCCCUUAACCCUUUGGAGCCGGAGGGGUCAUAUAUGACCCCGGCGAUGAAACCGAGCAUAACAAACGUGUUCGAUACCAGCGAGGUUGCGUCAACAGCGGCAAACAAAUCGGCUCCAAAAGGUUAAAGGUCUCCUCAAAUUGGCUUUCAGCGCCGUAAUGUGUGUGGAAGCCUCUCUAAAACACAUCAUGUCCCUUAGAAUGCUCCUAAAGGUGUUUUAUAGACCUUUUCAAUAUGAUUUCAUGGGGAGUCCUCUUAGGAGCCACCAUAGAUAUUACUUAUCAGGUUUCCAAAUGUUCCUCAGGAGCCAUCUUAAUGUCGAAUGGAUGACACUCUAGAACCUUUGGAAAUCAUCAUUUUGUCUCUUAGAGAGCUCUUCAAUAUGACUUUAUGAUGCCACCUCUGAGGAGCCACCCUAGAUAUUACUAUAGUAGUACGUCAAUUGGAUGUCAUUCCAAUGCGAUUUGAAGGCCAGACAAAUGUUCUUAAAGUGGCCUACACAAUAUUACUUUAAAGACUGCGGCAUCCUUUCUGUUAGGUCGUCACCGUAAUUGUUCCCAGGGCACUCUAUUGUCCAUUGAAAGUCACUAUUGUUUCUCGAAGGCCAAGGAAAUGUCCUUUGCAAGCUGUAUUUGUGGGCAAUCCUAAUGCAUCUUUGGAUCGAUAUUUUGUUCCUCAUAGACCAGGGUCCUAAUUACUUUAAUGUCCUUGGGAAGCCACUCCGAUUUGCUUUGAGGAUCAUCUUAAUGUCCCUUAGAGGUUUUUAGGGCCCCGCAAUAUAUGUGAAAGCCGCUCUAAAGUAUCUUGGCAAUCAUUCUAAUGUGGGCGCUACUAAGGUAAUAAAGGGUCAUAUUGACUUCAUGGGGCGUCCUCUUAGGAGUCACCUUAGAUAUUACUUAAAGGGUUUCCAAAUGUCUGUCAGGCGCCACCUUAAUGUAGCUUGGAUGUAAUUCUUAUACGAUUUAAAGCCCAUGCUGAUGCCCAUAAAAGAGUUACAUUACACAUUACUUAGAGGUUUCCAAAUGUCUCUCAGGAGCCGUCUUCAUGCAGAUUGGACAGCCCUUUAGAACCUUAUGAAAUCAUUCCAAUGAGGGCCAUCCCAAUGUUUCUUAGAGGUCUUCUCACUUUGGCUAUAAGGGCCGUCUUAAUGUAUCUUAGCCUUCCUCAUUACGCAAUAUGGAUUUUGGGCUGUUCAGGCUGUCCCAAUGUAUCUUUGGAAUAAUAUUUUUGUUCCUUAACAGCCACUCCCAUGUUUCUUUGGAGUCCUAACUACUCUAAUGCCUUUUGGAGGGUCAUCUUAACUUUCCUCAGAGACUUCCUCAAUUAGACAUUCAGAGAUGCAAUGUGUGUGUGAAAGUCGCUCUGAUGUAGCUUGGAAGUCAUUCUAAUGUGUGUCAAGGGCCAUCCUGUGGUCCCUUAGAGGCCUCUGAGACUUCAUGGAGCGUCCUUAGAUAUUAUUUAGAGGUUUCCAGAUGUCCCACAGGAACCAUCCAAAUGUCGACUGAUUGGAUGCCAUUCCGAUGUGAUUUAAAGGCCAUGGCGAUGUCCCCGGUGAGGCCAUCGUAGUAUUAUGGGCCGCCGUAAUUCAUCUAAGAAGCACCCUUCAUCUUAGAAGUCUCCAUCUUUCACGGUUCGAAGAAAGUCAUUCUAUUGUACCUCAUAGGCCAAGUAAUGUCCCUAGGAGGCCUCAUCAAUAUAAGUUUUUGGGCCGUCCUAAUGUAUCUUAGGAUCCACACCAUUGUCCCUUUUAAAAUGUUAGUUCUUCACACAACCAUUGUCCCUUAGGGAUCCCCAUAAUAACUCGUUGAACCCCUAAUUACUCCAAUGCCUCUUGGAAGCAGCUACUGAAAUAUGCUGUAAGGGUCAUCCUAAUGUCCCUAAGAUAUGGCUUUAAGGACUGUAAUGUGCUCUGAAAUUUCUUGGAUCAUUCUUAUGGGCGUCAAGGGUCUUCUAAUGUAUCUUAAGGCUUCUUCAAUAUGACUUUCUGAGGCUAUCCUCUUCGGAGCCACCUUAGAUAUUAGGAUGGCUCCAGAAGGGACAUUUGUACAUCUCGAAGUAUACUCUGUCUCUCUGGAGCCAUCUUCAUAUCUAAGGUGGCUCCUAAGAGAAGCUACCUUAUCGAUUAAAUGUCAUUCCGAUGUGAUUGAAAAGCCAUACAAAUGUCCUCAAAGAAGCUUUCCUAAGGACGUCGUAAUUUCUCUAAGAUGCAUCAUUCCUCUUAGGAGUCAUCAUAAUGUCUUUCAGGGCAUCCAUGAAUGUCCGUCGAAAUUCACACUCUAUUGUACCUCAAAGACCAAGCAUAUGUCACUUGUAGGCCUCUUCAAAAUCGACUUUUGGACCGUCCUAAUGUAUCGUAGGAUCCGUACAACAUCUCAAUUUUUCUUUGGGGUCCUAAAUACUCGAAUGCCACUAGGAAGGUACUCUAACAUGCUUUGUUGUUUCUCCUUAGAAGCCUCCUGAAUAUGGCUUUGAAGGCCGUCGCUUACGGAGUAUCCAGGGGCCAUCUUAGUGUCACUCUCGCGUCACCAUAUCAUUUCUUAAGGUCCACCAUAGUCCACCCUUGGAAGCCACUCUUGUGUGUUUUGAGGACCAUCCCAAUGGUUCAGAGAGGUCUUCUUAAUGCUGCUCUAAGGUCUGAUUUAUUGUUUCUCAGAAGACAUGUUUUGACCCUUAGGGGCUUCCUCCAUGUUGCUACUUGUAGGUACCACCCUAGUCCCUAAUAUCUCUCUGGAGUCAUCUUAGGCGUUACAUAGAAGCCAUUUCAAUGCCUCUCAGGAGAAAUUCUAGCGUCCAUUGGAAGUCACUCUAGUGUCCCUUAGAGGUAUCCCUUACAUGGUUCGUUAAGAACCUCGUUAUUGACCCUUUGGGAGUCAUCCUAAUGCUCGUAGGCAUAAUCCUUUGUAGGUACACCCUACUGUUCUAAUGUGGCCAACGUAAGGCAUUUUGGAGGCCACGCUAGAGAACCAUAGGGACCACCAUCGAUGCUUUUUGGGGCUCCCUGUUGUUUCUUAGAGGUUAUCAUAAUGUUUCCUAGGAAUUGCAGCAGGUUUAUGUACACUCGUAGAAUAAACAACACACUUGGCGCUGAAAUCUCUAUUCGAAUGAAAUGACUCUACAUUUGAUUUACACUCGCGGCGAGUCACCUCAUUCAUGUCCAGGUUUCUCACCUCGAUUUACGAUUUGAGCUGAGUCAUGUCACUCCACUUGUACGCUGAACACAAUUAGCUUGCUUUUUGUGCUCAUUCUACGAGGGCAGUGUAGUGCAGGCUGUGACACAAUUGAACUUGAAGUGAUUUCUCAUUUUGAGCUCAUACUACGAGAGGGGAGUGAGAAGAGCCAACUGAGAUGAUUCUUAUUUCUUUUACAUUUGACGUUUUUCUACUGCGAGUGAGAGAUGAAAUGUCCCUAUCACUAAGAUGCAGUUGAGUCAGACGACAACUCAUUCCGUUUGAUUCGAAAUAUCUCACCUCACUCCACUCGUAUUUACGAUGAAAAGCUAAUUGAAGCGUCUCAUUCGUAUGUAUAUCUUAUGACUGAAGUGAGGAAACAUAAGUCGACCGAGUCGAAAUGAGUAGUGAAAAGAGUGAAUCGAAAUCGGUGACUUGUAUAGUUAAAACGGACUUAUUCUGCGCGUGGAGUAAGGCGACACAGCCAGAUUCGCACACCGAAGUGAGAAACUUCUACUCGAAUGAGGUAAAUUGAGGUGUCGUUUUCUCAUUUUGCUCGUGGAAAAACUCCAUUUGAUCCGUGCGAUAAGUCAUUUGAUUCGAGGCUUCUCACUUAAAAGUCGAGCUGUGUCACCACGCUUCAUCGCUCAUUGUACCAGCUGAGUGACGUGACGCAUUUCAACUCGUAUAUCGAGUUGAGAAAUCUCACCUCGAAUGAGCUGUAAAUCAAGUGGAGAGUCUCCUCAUUCAAGUCGAGAUUCCUCAACCCGAAAACUGAGUCAAAAGGCGUCACAUCCCUCCACUCCUAGAAUGAACACCAAAUCUAGGUACUAGUCGCUCUAUUGCUUGUGAAGAUGAUUUUGUUUUGUUUCACAUUUGAUGUUGUUCUACAGUGAGUGAGAGGUGAGAUGUCCCUGUCACACAUGAGAAAUACGAUAGAGAGUCGAGUCAGGCGACAACUCAUUUCGUUUAAUUCGAGAUAUCUCAUCUCACUCCACUCGUAUGAGCUCAAUUAGAGCGAUUCAUGCGUGUAUAUGUAUACUUAUUUAUCUACUGAAGUGAGGCAACACAGCUCCAUGUCGAAAUGAGGUGUGUAAUGAGAAAUUUCGAACUGAAUUCGGUAACUUCUACAGUUAAAACGUACUUAUUCUACGAGUAAAGUGAGGCGAUACACAGCAAGACUCGCACAUUGAAGUGAGAAACCUCGACUUGAAUGAGGUGACUUGCCAUGUAAACCAAAGGGAGAGUAAUCUCAUUCAAGCUGAGGUUUUUCCUCUAGACGUGAGAGUCGAGCCGUACCACCUCAUUCUACUCGUAGUAAAACUUCAUUGGAUUCGAUUCGAGGUGUCUCACUUCGACUUACUUCACUUGUUCUUUCGACUGUACACGUCAUUCAAUUCGAUUAGGAAUUGCUCACUUCACUACUCUUUUCGCAGUCGAGUCAUAAAAGAAUCCUACACAUGAAUUGCUCUAAUUGGGUUCAUUGUUAAUAGGAGUGGAGUAGGAUGAGAUAGCUCGAUCUCAUUUGGCGAUAUAAAAAAACUAAUCAAAAAGAAUGAAUCGUCGUUUGACGGCACUGCCAUGUACUUCUCAUCAGAAACAGAGACGUCUCACCUCUCACGCACGGCAGAACAACGUUAAAUGAGAAGCAAAUAAGAGAAUCAUCUCAGUUGACGCUUCUCACUUCUCAUUCGUGAAGGGAGCACAAAAUGAGGAAACACGUAAUUCCUUGAACCAAAUGAGCAAGUCACUUCUGGUGUGAUCGAGACAGCUCAUCUCACUCUCGUGUGAAACAAGUGGAGAGUGAACUGAAGUAAGCCACUUCACUUCUGCUGUCUCAUCUUGCUUCACUCGUGAGAUAUCUCGACUCACAUUGAGUUAAUCGCCAUUUGCAUGCAAAGAGAAACUCAUUAAUCGAGAUUUUACCACUUCUUCUGAGACAUCAAGAAGACUUGCCUUACUCCACUUGCAUAAUAAAUCUAAAUGUACAACAACUGAGAGUGAGUUAACCUUGCUCAUCUUAACCAGCUCAUACCUCUUGACGCAAUUAGUAGAAAACCAUUGUCAGUACGUAACCGGAGGCUUCUUUAAUCAGUGAAGAGACGUGAUAUAUUGAUUGGAGUAAGGUAUUUUCAUUUUAAAGCAAGUCUCUUCAUUCUUGUUGAGAUUUCUCACUUCGCUCGCAUCGAGCUGUUUCUCGAAUCGAAUGAAGUGACUCAUCGAUGGGGAAAUAGUAGAUUCUUAUUGGAAUUUUGUCACUCAACAACUUUGCUGAGUAGUGAAAAGCAUUUCAAGUUGAUGCAGGAAAGAAUGAAACAGUUUCUUGAACUGCAAGAAAACUGCAAUAAAACAAUUAUUUCCCUUUCAGAUGAACUCCCAUCUACAUCCUGUGUUCAACAAAGUUUUUGAACAGUACAAUUCCUAUAAGAUUAUCAUUCAUCAUGCCAUCUAACGGUGAAAUCUUAUCCUUUAAUCGUCAUAUCUGUAAAACAUAUUCAGUGCACGAACAAAUUUCCCCUUCUCAAGCGAAUCCAACCAACAAAGCGCGCCUGUCCUGCUAGGCAAGACCAAACAAAUCAAAAGUCGAAUCAAAACAUGCAAGACGAAAAGAACUGAAAUUCAUAAUCAAUAAACAACCUAACGGAGUACACACUUUAGAAUAACCGAAUCGUACCAAAAACAUAAACGGGAAAUGGCGGAAAUGAGUUCCCCUAGUUCAUUCCCAUCUACGAGUGAGAUCUAUAUUUUGGCGGCAAAAAGCGUCAAACAUUUGUAUACGCAGUCCAAGAAAAUAAUGGCCGAAACUGAAACACAACAACAAACAAACAAACAAUAUCACACAUUUAUACAGUAUUUAUACCGCGUCCUUUUUUACUGUGUGUAAGCUAUACAUAAUCGUAUUGAACCGAACCACGUUCCAAACACGGAGCACGGAAAAAUUCUGACUUACAUUUAUCAUGCCUGCUAUUUCCACAUCUGUCAUACGAACAUAACCUUAAAAACACGAAAAUAUUAUAAACAUAACCACAACCCAACCAAUACGAAUGCAUACGAAAUCAAAGUAGCCUAAAAUACCAUUCUAAACUUUUAUGACUGUGAAAACAUGGACACGUUAUUUUCCGUGUUUUGACACGUUUCGACGACGGAUCAAGUAGGCCUAUAGUGCGCGGCGCAGCAUCUGUCAAGGCCGUCGGAAACCAUUUUCUCUCUUAUAACAAGAAAACGUAAACAAAACAAA